CCCCCCCUUUGAACAUCAAAUAACAUAUAUCCCUCUCUGCAUUUGAUAUUCUUUUUGUCAUAUAAUAAUCUAGCAAAUAAUGGAUGCAUCAAAAGUUCUUGUGUUCUUAGUCUUGUUUAUUGCAGCUACAACAAUUCCCGGUUUCCACGCUUCCGAGCCCGACGCACUUCAAGACUUAUGUGUCGCUGAAACUUCCAAAGGGAUAAAAGUGAAUGGAUUCCCAUGCAAGGAGGAUACCAACAUAACAGCCUCAGACUUCUUCUUCGCUGGACUAGCAAAGCCUGCCGCCAUCAACAACUCCGUCGGAUCUGCGGUCACGCUGGCCAAUGUCGACAAAAUCCCCGGCCUCAACACCCUCGGCAUUUCCUUCGCUCGAAUUGACUACUCGCCUGACGGUGGCCUGAACCCACCGCACAUCCACCCACGCGCCACCGAGAUCGUCUUCGUCCUCGACGGUGAACUCGACGUCGGAUUCAUAACCACCGCCAACAAACUGAUUUCCAAAACCAUAAAAAAAGGCGAAAUCUUUGUCUUCCCCAAGGGCCUACUCCAUUUCCAACAAAACAAGAAGGAUAAACCUGCUUCUGUUAUCGCCGCCUUCAACAGCCAGCUGCCCGGAACUCUGUCGGUUGCCGCCGCCUUGUUUUCCUCCUCCCCCCCGGUUGACGACGGUGUCCUCGCUAGGACUUUUCAGAUUGGGGCCGAUGAGGUGGGAGAGAUUAAAUCCAAGAUUGCUCCUAAGAAGAAAUGAUCACGAUUAUACAUAUACGUAGAAGGUUGUUCUGAAGCUGGAUUUGCACCACAUUAAAGUCAAGAAGAAGGCCUUAAAGUUAGUCUCCACUCUCUCAAGUCAGAUGGUGAAGACUUUGAGAAAUAAGGAUUUUAGUUUUUUUUUUUUUUUUUCAUCACCAUCUUACCCUCCCCCUCUCUUUUUUGAGACUGUUUCUAGUGUAGCUACUUAUUGAUGGGAUUGUAUCUUUCAAUAGUAAUGGUAAU
Messenger RNA from Benincasa hispida (wax gourd), 996 nucleotides. Its product is annotated as germin-like protein subfamily 2 member 4. Gene Ontology annotation, molecular function: manganese ion binding. NCBI's taxonomy places the organism in Eukaryota, Viridiplantae, Streptophyta, Magnoliopsida, Cucurbitales, Cucurbitaceae. The record is from RefSeq and is a predicted model, not a curated record.